GUGUAGAUAGAAUGUGCAGUUCACAUCACUAUCAAUUCUCUGUUACUAAUAUUGCAGUUUGCUCCAUUUUUUCGCUUAGGAUGUCGAAGCUUCGUGUCCUCUGACUUUGUAGAACUGUUUUCUCCAAGAUUAUAGUAGAAUUUAUCUGUUUUUAUUUUUUCUACAAUGGCGGCUUCCGUCCCCGAUGAGCCACUGACACCCUCCGGCCGUCUUUUUCUCCGUCCGGAACUGGACACCAUCAUCCACUGCAUCAUCCGUGGGAAGGACCCCAUCAACGUAGAUGCUGUGAAAUCCACUAUUGCUUCCUCCCUCAUGCUCCAGCACCCCAGAUUCUGCAGCCUCUUGGUGCGGGACCGUAACGGGAGGGAGUAUUGGAGAAGAACCCAGGUGGACCUAGACCAGCAUCUCAUUGUGAUAAACCAUCGAAUUGGGACGGCAGAUUAUUCCGGUGCCAAUGCUGAGGAGGCGGCUGUGAACCAGUACGUGGCGGAUUUGACAGUGAGCACUCCGCUGAGUACGGAUAAACCGUUGUGGGAAGCUCACCUCCUGAUGGCCCACAGGUGCGCCGUGUUCCGGAUUCACCACGCGCUGGGCGACGGGAUCUCCCUGAUGUCGAUUGUGAUGGGGUGCUGCCGGAGGAUCGAUGAUCCGGAGGCCCUGCCCACCAUGAUAACAAAGAGGGAUUUGGGUCCCGGAGGCGGGAAAUGGUGGGAUCGGAUAAGGCAGGUUUUGAUGAUGUUGUGUUUUGGUUUUGUGUUCGCAUUGGAGUUCAUUUUGAGAGCUCUCUGGGUUCGUGACCGGAAAACGGUGAUCAGCGGCGGUGCCGGGGUGGAGCUCUGGCCGAGAAAACUGGCAACGGCCAAGUUGUUGAUUCAGGACAUGAAAGUGGUUAAAAAGGCUGUCGACAAUGCUACAAUCAAUGAUGUUCUUUUUGCGGUUGUGUCGUCUGGGAUAUCAAGAUACUUAGAUCAUCGGUCACCAAAUGCCUUGCAGGAAGGUCUGCGUAUAACAGGGGAAGCCAUGGUUAACAUACGAAAACAACGACAGUUAGAGGAUCUAUCUGAUUUGAUAAAAAACAACUCCUCAUCACGGUGGGGUAACAAAUUCGGCGUGAUUCUCCUUCCUAUUUACUAUCACAAACGCAAUGAUGACCCUUUACAGUAUCUGAAGAGAGCAAAGAAGAUGGUGGACCUUAAGAAGCAUUCAUUGGAGGCUCACUUCUCAUACAAGACUGGGGAUCUUGUGAUGUCCUGGUUAGGACCAAAGUAUGCUAGCCUGCUUAACUACAGGAUUGUCUGUAAUACUACCUUUACAAUCUCGAAUGUGGUUGGUCCUCAAGAGGAGAUAACACUUGCCGGCAACCCAAUAGAUUACAUUAGAGUCAAUACGUCCAGCUUGCCCCAUGCACUCACUAUGCACAUGAUGAGCUAUGCAGGUAGGGCUGAUAUACAAGUGUUGGUGGCCAAAGAUAUUAUUCCUGAUCCUGAGUUUUUGGCCACGUGCUUCGAAAAUGCCUUGAUUGAAAUGAAGGAGGCAGCUCUCGCAACUGUUAAAAAAUAGAAGUUUGUUUUCUGGAAUUCAUGACAUACUAUAGUUUUGAAAUACAAGAAAGAUUAAUUUGUCAAUUGUAAACCCAUUACAUUACACAGAUAAUAAGUUGAUACAUUAUACAUUCUUAUGGAGGCAAAAUUGAUGUCUCUGAAUUCUUAACCUUUCUUGCAUUGAUGAAAUUGUUUCUCUUGCACAUUUAAUUGAACAGGCUUCAAUGAUUUGAAUGAAUCAAAAAACUCGUUGCAUUGGUCAGCAAUUCUCUGUUGCAGACGGUAUCUAAUCUAAUGUACUAAAAAUAGGCUACUUAAGAGGACUAAAGUUCAAGCAAGAAAACAAUGAAGAAAAUAUAACAGAAAUUUGGUUUAAUUUCCUUGGUCUGCAAGCUAAUCCCUUUUCUCCAGUCACUAAAUAUGCACCAAUCUCAACUGCUAAAUCAUCCGCCCUAGCAUUGUUUCAUUCCCACUUCCUUAGAUUCACAAACCAUCUGGUCUCUGCUUUUCCUUAAAUUAGUUGACAACAAAUUCACCAGCAAUGCCUUUUCCUUUCAGCUGUUUACAGUUAUUUUCAAAGGUCCCUGAUGAAUGAUGCAGCACGAGUUACCUCUGCGAAAGAGCACUCAUCUUCAGCCAAGCACAAAAGCAAAUCAAAAUCUCUGAGGGUGCUCCAAUAGUAGUAUCCAACCUAACAUUGUCCAACUGCCUUUAGUUUAUCAUUUCCCUUAAGAAUUGAAAAACAUUCAUCACCAUUCAUCAGUCACCUUAUUAACUUCUUCCAUUUUUCUUAUUUCCAGUUUGGGCUUUAUGAAUGGGCAUGUCAAACUUUGUGCACCCCAAAUAGUGAAAUAGUGGACUAGUCACAUCAAAUACCUUUAGACUAAAAUGUAUCAAUUCUG
Rubroshorea leprosula is the source of this 2443-nucleotide messenger RNA. Lineage: Eukaryota; Viridiplantae; Streptophyta; Magnoliopsida; Malvales; Dipterocarpaceae. The record is from the annotation of a GenBank genome assembly.